Solanum pennellii is the source of this 605-nucleotide messenger RNA. RefSeq lists its product as uncharacterized. Bases 26 to 481 code for a protein of 151 amino acids. NCBI's taxonomy places the organism in Eukaryota, Viridiplantae, Streptophyta, Magnoliopsida, Solanales, Solanaceae. The transcript has a single exon. The record is from RefSeq and is a predicted model, not a curated record.
AAAGGGGGCUUAAAGAGGGGGUUUUAUGAGCAAAAUGGGAGACAAUUACCUUCCGCCUUCAAUCUCAAACCCUAACUCCACAAUUAUGUCUUCUUCUUCUUCUUCAAAUUCCUCGCAAACCCACGAACCAAAUCUCCAAUCCAACACAAAUACCGAAACCCAAGAAGAAAUUAUCAAAAAAGACGAGGAAAAACAAGACGAAGAAGAAGAAGAAGAAGAAUGUGGGUUCUGUUUAUUCAUGAAAGAAGGUGGAUGUAGAGAGAGUUUUAUCGAUUGGGAAAAAUGCGUUGAACCAGGGGAAAAUAACAAUGAAGACAUUGCAGAAAAAUGUUUCGAAGUUACUUCUGCUUUGCAGAAAUGUAUGGAAGCUCAUUCUGAUUAUUAUGCUCCAAUUUUACUGGUAGAGAAAUAUGUAGAAGCUAAGGUUAUUGCUGAAUCUGAGAAGAACACAGAAUCCAUUGAGCAGAAAGAGGAAUUGUAAUUUUGUUUUUUUUUAAAAAAAAUAAUUUUAUUAAAAGUGCUACAGAUUUUCAGUUCAUACAAAUUAGAAUUGUAAUUUUUAUUGUAUUCAUUGUGUAUGCAAUCGGUGUUUACUUGAUAAAUUA